AUGGAAGUUUCUUUUACCUCACAUGGAUCAAACUUUAGGAUUCAUCCAGUUCACGGUGAGUUGACAAUUCACAUUAACCCUAUUGGUGGACUCGUACCACAGAUUGACGGCAGACUGUACGUUAAUGGAUCCCUUAUUCAUCCUCAGGCUGGUGGUGGGUUCACAAUUAACAUUAACCCUGUUGGCCUACUCGUACCACCUCAAGCUGGUGAUGUCAAGAAAGAACAUGAAUCUGAAAACCCUAAACUCCCUUAUCCAUCUUUGAAAAUGGCUAACCCUAGGGUUUUCUUUGAUAUGACUGUGGGAGGCGAACCUGUUGGUCGGAUCGUGAUGGAGCUCUUUGCCGACACGACACCACGGACGGCAGAGAAUUUCCGCGCCCUAUGUACGGGUGAGAAAGGCAUGGGGAAGCUUGGUAAGCCACUCCACUACAAGGGAUCAAUCAUCUACCAUGCGGACCCCGGUUAUAUUAUUGCCGGAGGAGAUUUCAGUGACGGACGUAAAGGAUCCGGAGGCGAGUGUAUAUAUGAUAGUAGGUUUUUCGAGGAUGAGAACUUCAUCAGGAAGCACGACCGUCCGGGUAUCCUCUCCAUGGCCAACCGUGGUCCUGACACCAACGAAUCUCAGUUUAUGAUCUGCUUGAUGGUGAAUCCGGAACUCGAUGAUGUACACGUCGUGUUCGGCCAAGUUGUUGAAGGACUGGAUGUGGUCAGGAACAUUUCAAUGGAACGUCUGCUUUUAAGGCCCGUGGUGAUCGCCGACUGCGGUCAGAUUUCUUAG
This is a messenger RNA of Eruca vesicaria subsp. sativa (arugula), 780 nucleotides long. NCBI's taxonomy places the organism in Eukaryota, Viridiplantae, Streptophyta, Magnoliopsida, Brassicales, Brassicaceae. The record is from the annotation of a GenBank genome assembly.